Molecule: messenger RNA, 956 nt
Organism: Clarias gariepinus (North African catfish)
Lineage: Eukaryota; Metazoa; Chordata; Actinopteri; Siluriformes; Clariidae
Gene: spi2
Product: Spi-2 proto-oncogene
Exons: 5
Coding region: 54-743 (229 amino acids)
Biological process (GO): regulation of transcription by RNA polymerase II; cell differentiation
Cellular component (GO): nucleus
Molecular function (GO): DNA-binding transcription factor activity, RNA polymerase II-specific; sequence-specific DNA binding
Source: RefSeq, a predicted model, not a curated record
GUAAACCAUUGGGAGUGAAGUGAAGAGACCUGGUAUAGUGGUAGGAGAAAAACAUGAAUACAUCACAGACCUAUCAGACAGACCUGGAAGUCAUUUUGGAGUUCCUUGAAGAACACUGCAGACAGGAGACAAAAGAGCAAUGGGAAAAUGAUUUCCACAUGAACCAGAAGUUUACUGGAGGUGACGACGGCUUUCUGUCACACCACAUGGAUUCUUUACAACUGCUUUCUUCAACAAGGGCUCAGCAGGCUACAGGACUACCGUUAAAGGAAAUGGGAUUUACUUCAGCUGGAGUAAGGGAAUCGGUAAUCCAGGGUAUGUCCAUGAAGGAAGCUUUAAACACUCCUGCUGAUGAUGGAAGCCCUUUAAGUCAACAUGUCAGGCCUGAGGAAAGAAACAAAUCAUCACCCAGCUCUACACCUGCAGGCAGAGGGAAAAAGCUGCGUCUCUUCCACUUUUUGUUUGAGAUGCUAGAAGACCCUGGAAUGGCGCAUUGCAUGUCCUGGGUUCCUGCGUCACUGGGGGUUUUCCGCUUCUCCUCCACAUACAAAGAGCAUGUGGCUGCACUCUGGGGCCAGCGCAAGGGCAACCGAAGGCCCAUGACCUACCAGAAGAUGUCCCGUGCCCUGAGAAACUAUACUCGCUCCGGUGAAAUCAUCAAGGUGAGAAAAAAACUGACCUACCAGUUUAGUGGAGCAACCCUGACUACACUGAGGAGCCAGCAGAGGAUGAAGAACACCUAAUGCACCUAAACAGUUUCUUUGUCCAUCUUCGUUUGUCAUAGUAUGUGGCUGUAAUGACGCUUUCAAGCCUUUUUUCUGUCCAGUGUUAAUUAUAGCAACUGGUGGUGUUCAAUAAAAAGUCAUGACACUAAAUACAAAAAUAAAAGCUAGUUCAAAAGAAAAAAAAAAAGAAAAAAACAUCCCAGUUUAUGACUUAAUAUUUUUGACAUGUUC